AAAGCACUACACUUUUAUCACGGUUCUAGAGCGAGCCAAAAUGCCGGGUUUUAGCAGUGUGGGUACAUUCAAAAUUUUCAUUGGCAAUUUAGCCGAUAAAACAACCAACGCCGAUAUUAAACCUCUUUUUGAAAAAUACGGCAAAGUCGUCGAAUGUGACGUGGUGAAAAAUUAUGGAUUUGUGCACAUGGAAAAUGAAGAAAGCGGAAGAAAUGCAAUUCAACAUGUUAAUAGCUAUAUGAUGCAUGGACAGCCAAUAAAAUGUGAAGCGGCAAAAAGUCGUAAAGGUCCAAAUACACCGACAACAAAAAUAUUUGUUGGCAAUUUAACUGAUAAUACAAAAGCGCCACAGGUGCGUGAAUUAUUUGCAAAAUUUGGUACAGUAGUUGAAUGCGAUAUUGUACGUAAUUAUGGAUUUGUACAUCUUGAAGCGACUGGUGAUGUUAAUGAUGCAAUUAAAGAAUUAAAUGGACAUAUUGUCGAUGGACAACCAAUGAAAGUACAAAUAUCAACAAGUCGCGUACGUCAAAGGCCUGGUAUGGGUGAUCCUGAACAAUGUUAUCGUUGUGGACGCGGUGGACAUUGGUCUAAAGAAUGUCCAAAGGGUGGAAUGGGAGGUGGACCCGAUAGAAAUGGAUUCCGCGAUCGUAUGUUUGGACGUGAUCCCUAUCCACCACCACCACCCCCGCCAUUCCUCAGGGAGCGGCUUAUGGGUGGAGGACGCUUUGGUGAUUACGACAGUUACUAUGAUAGACGUGGAUUUGAUGAUACCAGAGAUUUAUAUGAGAGGCGAUUCCCAAGUAUGACGGGUAUGUCUGGCCGCGAUAUGGGAAGUUCGAUGCGCGAUUCUUAUUUGCCACCAGUUGCACCAAGACGAGAUCCAAUUCCACCUAUGCCACCACUAGGUAUGGGAUCAAUGCGCGACAGUGGCUUUUCACGCAGCAAUGAUUAUGGAAUGUUUAGCAGACGAUCACCACCUCCAAGUGGCAAUAAUGGCCGAUUCAGUAGAGGCAUGUAUGAGGACUUUAGUCGAGAUUCGUUUGAGGAUACCCGUAGACCGGGAAUACGAGGGCCAUCGCCGUCGCGCCGGUUCGCACCAUACUAAAACGUCGUCGCGUCCGGAUAUCGGAUCGGUGUGUCGGUCUGUUCGUCGGUCAUGUUGAUUGUCGUCUUGUUGUCAAGUCUUGUCUAUCCGCAUGUGUGAGCAGGAAGCCUCGGGACCCGAGAAACUCUUGGCCGUCCGUCGAUCUGCACGCACGCGCAAAGAUCUGCCGCCGCCCGCUCGAUGUGACAAAAAAAAGAAAUGAAAAAAAAAAUUACUGUUCACAGUAUUUUUUUUUUCCAAAAAACCAUUCACAAAGAAACUAAAAAGGUUUGCAAAAAAAAAAAAAAAAAACACACAUUUUCUUCAUUGACUCAAUAGAAGACACACAAAAACACUAUUCACCAAUUCCCUCCUUUUGCUUAUUAUUAUUAUUAUUAUGAUUAUUAUUAUUAUUAUUAUUAUUAUUAUUAAUAUUAUUAUUAUUAUUAUUCCCUCUUGUAUACACUGGGACCCGGUUUUUUUCAAAAAAAAGAAACAAUUUUUUUUUGAAAAAAAUACUUAGAAUCAACCUUUAAAUAUGUCUUCGUUUUAUAAUUGCGUUGCACUGAGAACAAAGAAGAAAACUUAUUUAAUUGGUUUCAUUAUUUGUGUAAAAAAAAAAAAAAGUCGAAUUCCAAAUGUUCUUGGGAAAAUAUGAAAUUUGUGCAUGUGAACAGGGCUUAAAGUACGAAAUUUUUACAUGUGAACAGAGCUUAAAGUACGAAAUUUUUACAUGUGAACAGGGCUUAAAGUACGAAAUUUUAUUGUUUCAAUUUAAAAAAAAAGAAAUCGGCUUUUUUUAACCGAAAAAUUUUGCAGAGAAAGAAAAAUGCAACUUAAGCUCCGUUCACAAGUUUAUAUUAAAAUUUUCCCAAGAACCAAAAAAAAUCCGAAUACAAACCGUUUUAAAAAGAGUGAGAAUAUUUUUUCUCAGUGCCCUACGAAAUGUAUAUUUAUCUAUAUAAACAAAAUAUAUAAAUAAAUAUAUAUAACUAUAAUUAAAUCAAGACAUUCUCUUCAGAAAGCAAAAAAAAAAAAAUAGUCAACGAGAGCGCAUUAACAUUUUACCAAUAUAGAACAUUUUUGUGAAGAAUUUGUCUUCGAUACGAAAACAAAUUAAUAGCGGAAUUUUUUGAAUCAAAAAAAAAAAGCUGAAUGUAAAUUUUUACCAAAAGAUUCCGCUUUUAAUUCCGUAUAUCUCGUUUUUUUUUUACCAAGCGCUCAAAUCACAAGGAAAUCUGUUUUUUCCAAAAGAGAAAUUUUUUUGUAAAUUUUUAUAGUUUUUUUUUGUUUUUUAAAUUUUGUAAAGAGAAAUUUUCAUUACGUGUAAUUAUUUUCUUGGGAUUGAAAAAAAAAAAAGAAAAGAGAAUCGAAGAUCUCCAUUGUGAUUGGAGCGCUCUUUGACUAAUAAUUAAUUCCUUCUCUUUCACUUUUUCUCUUCUCUCUCUCGUAUUAGCAAUUUAGAUAAAUCAAUUACGCUCUUUAUGACUGCUGAGAAGCGUAUUAGACAUUAUAGCAAAAAAAAAAAAUAAAUAAUAAUAAACGACAUUUUAUGGAGGAAACAAAAGAAAAAAAGGUAAAAAAGAAACUAGGAUUAAUGAAUGAGUUUUCAGUAAGUAAUUUUUUCGACCUAGUUUGUAAUCUUUUUACACAUUGAUGUGUAUUGAAUUUUUUUUUUUUUUUAAACUAAGAUUCGUGUUUUUCGAUAUAAUUAUAAUAAUAGC
This is a messenger RNA of Leptopilina boulardi, 2808 nucleotides long. RefSeq names its product RNA-binding protein lark (gene lark). NCBI's taxonomy places the organism in Eukaryota, Metazoa, Arthropoda, Insecta, Hymenoptera, Figitidae. Gene Ontology annotation, cellular component: cytosol. The record is from RefSeq and is a predicted model, not a curated record. Gene Ontology annotation, molecular function: mRNA binding; zinc ion binding. The transcript has 6 exons. The coding region runs from base 41 to 1105 and encodes 354 amino acids.